AUGUCUACAGAUUCACAAUACUGGGCUUACGACAAUAUUGUCCCAUCCUUCCGUCUCGAUGGCCGUCUCGCUAUACUUACUGGUGGCUCUGGUGGUCUUGCCGCAGUAGUGGCACGUGCCUUGCUCGCCAAGGGUGCAGAUGUUGCACUUGUCGAUAUGAACCUCGAACGUACACAACAAGCAGCCAAGGAUGUGCUAAUCUGGGGUGAAGAACAGAUGAAGGGCAAGAAUGAAUCGCCUAUUGGCCAAGUUAGUGCUUGGGCAUGUAAUAUUGGUGACGCUGAGUCUGUUGAACUCACAUUUAAGGCCAUCAAUGAGCACCACGCCAAGAUUGCUGACUUGUUGGUGAACUCUGCCGGAUACGCUGAAAACUUUCCAGCUGAAGAAUACCCAGCUGCCAAUGCCGAAGCCAUCAUGAAGGUGAAUGGCCUUGGUGCUUUUUACGUGUCACAAUCAUUUGCUAGAGCUUUGAUUGCAAACAAUAAGCCAGGUUCCAUCAUUUUGAUUGGAUCCAUGUCCGGUACCAUUGUCAAUGACCCACAACCACAAUGUAUGUACAACAUGUCCAAAGCAGGUGUCAUUCACCUUUGCAGAUCCUUGGCUGUUGAAUGGGCCAAAUACAAUAUCAGAGUCAAUACAUUGAGUCCUGGCUACAUUUUGACUCCAUUGACAAGAAACGUUAUUAGCGGACACGCUGACAUGAAGGCUGAGUGGGAAAGCAAGAUUCCAAUGAAGAGAAUGGCUGAGCCAAAGGAGUUUGUAGGCUCCAUCUUGUACUUGGCCUCAGACAGUGCCAGCUCAUACACCACUGGACACAAUUUGGUUGUUGAUGGUGGUUACGAAUGUUGGUGA
Molecule: messenger RNA, 852 nt
Organism: Lodderomyces elongisporus
Lineage: Eukaryota; Fungi; Ascomycota; Pichiomycetes; Serinales; Debaryomycetaceae
Gene: ARD
Product: Ardp
Exons: 1
Coding region: 1-852 (283 amino acids)
Cellular component (GO): intracellular anatomical structure
Molecular function (GO): oxidoreductase activity, acting on NAD(P)H, oxygen as acceptor
Source: RefSeq, a predicted model, not a curated record